Strongylus vulgaris is the source of this 372-nucleotide messenger RNA. The record is from the annotation of a GenBank genome assembly. Lineage: Eukaryota; Metazoa; Nematoda; Chromadorea; Rhabditida; Strongylidae.
GACAUUGCCGCUGGCGCUACUGGUUCACUAUCUUCUGAAGAGAUGAUUGAAAAUUUGGUAUGCUCGUACGAGCAGGAAAACAUACCCAGUGCAUUUCAGCCUAAUGUAUCAGUGACGGAAUGCGAUGAGGUUUUGGUGGACAGCGAAGCUUUAAGAAGACUGCGUGUUUAUCUAAAUUUCGUUUUUAACAAUAAAACAUUUGAUGAGCAAGGUAUUGAAGAUGCUGUUUCCAUAUUUAUCAAGGCACGCACUCCCGCAUCCUCUAUACUCUGUGACGGCCUUUGUGAUAUCUUAUGCGCUACUUAUGAUAUUGAUCACGCUGCACUUUUUCCGUUAUUUAAAUUCAUCUCGAAGGUCGGUUGCUUAUUUUAG